AAUCUAAGAGGUGUGCAUUAUAGCUGACACGUAGAUGAACACUUUACAGUUGCUUAUAUGACUGUAAGUAAUUCCCUUCAAAUGCUAUUUAAAUUAGAAACGUGUUUAACAACGUCGUAUGUAACUUUAGAGACGGUCCCUUAAUUUCCGCAAAUCCGCGAAUAUCGAACGUCCAACGUCAAACCAACUUUAUUCGAGUUUGCCAAGCUAGGUCAUCUCAGCAUUAUGCUGAGCCUUAUAUUUAUAAAAUCACUUAGUUGUCCUUAGCCCAAAUGUAGUGAAAAGGAACGAAAUGCUGUGCAACUUUCCUCACUUUCACUUGCAUUUAUAACAGUCUGUCCUCGGCGGGAGGAUAUGCAAGUGAACGUGACGUUAAUGGUCAAAAACUGGAAAUGACGUUAGCCCAGCCUACUUCGUGGGUGUGCAAAUAUCAAAGGUCGUAUGUUCUGCUGCACUUUUCUACGCUUGGCUGCUGUCUCCAUUUCUUACAGACUGAGCUGCUAAAAUACAUCAACAAACUUGCGUGAGAAGUUUGUGGUCGUGUGGCAUGCUGAAGUUACAGAUGGACAUUACAAGAGCGGUUAAAAUGGAGGUUUAAUACGCAGAAAUAUAUAGAUAAAACUGAAGGCAGAAAGACCCACAAACAAGCAGCAACUGAAGGCAGCUGCAGUAGAGGCCUGGAAAAGCAUCUCAAGGGAGGAAACUCAGCAUUUGUCUUAUCAGCGAGGGCGUGUCCCAAACGAGCGCACUCCGACAGGAAUCACCUGAGCUCACUUCGCCACUACAGGAGGAGGAAAAUGGGCAAAGCAGGUGAACGUGUGGACUUUGAAUGGGUUUACGACGAGCAGCCGCACACAUGGAGACGAAAAGAAAUUUUAGCAAAGUAUCCACAGAUCAAGAGUUUGAUGGGUCCCGACCCCCAGCUGAAGUGGGUUGUGUCUGGAAUGGUACUUACUCAACUCGUGGCAUGUUACCUGAUCCAUGAGUUGUCUUGGAAGUGGGUGUUUUUCUGGGCAUAUGCCUUUGGUGGCUGUGUAAACCAUUCCUUGACCCUGGCCAUCCAUGAUAUCUCUCACAACAUCGCAUUUGGGAACAAGCAGGUGCGCUGGAACCGGUGGUUCGCCAUGUUCGCCAAUCUGCCCAUCGGCCUACCUUACUCGGCCUCCUUCAAGAAAUACCACAUCGACCACCACCGCUACCUUGGAGGGGAUGGCCUGGACGUGGACAUCCCUACAGACCUGGAAGGCUGGUUCUUCUGCACACCUGCAAGGAAGAUGCUCUGGCUCUUCCUCCAGCCCUUAUUCUAUGCACUGCGGCCACUGGUGGUGAACCCAAAACCUGUGACCAGACUGGAGAUGAUGAAUGCAGUCAUGCAGUUCGCAGCAGACAUACUUCUCUAUUAUAUCUGGGGACUCAAACCAAUUGUGUACCUUAUCUCUGGGUCCAUAUUGUGCAUGGGUCUGCAUCCCAUCUCUGGACACUUCAUUGCUGAGCAUUACAUGUUCCUGAAGGGCCAUGAGACCUACUCGUACUACGGCGCUCUCAACUUAAUCACUUUCAAUGUGGGAUACCAUAUGGAGCAUCAUGAUUUCCCCAGCAUCCCUGGUAGUAAGUUACCUGAGGUGAAGAAAAUAGCAGCAGAGUAUUAUGAUUCACUACCGCAGCACACUUCCUGGAUACAGGUUCUCUGGGACUUUGUGUUUGACGACAGCAUUGGCCCCUAUGCCAGAAUCAAACGAGAAUACAAGCUGGCCAAACAGGAAUAAGUUGUACUGUGCGUGCAUUUUUCUCACAGAGCCGCUAUUUAAACAGAAAAGAAGAAAAGCUGGACAGGCCUGCUGAACCGGUAGAAACACGUGUUUAAACCUUUUUCAGUUACAACUACAGCAGGGGAGUGGAUCUAGAGUACAUAUGAACUGGAUGGUCAAUUCCAUUGAGUUGUGUUUUCAACUAAUGUUUGGUAGAAGCAAUGGAUGCUGAGAUGAAAUAUAUAUAUAUUUUUUUGUGCUAACCAGCCACAAAAAUGUCUUUUCAUCAAUGAGAAAGCAUACUGUCCUUGUGACAAGCAGAAUAUUUUAUGAGGCUGUCAUUCUAAAGCUAUUGUGAUCUGUGAUUAAUCACAAAUUUGAAUAAUAGUAUGAGUCAUGAACUGUAAGUGACCGUGUGAGUCACCCUGGAUACUUUACAAUACAAUGGCUAAAUUAAAACAAGCAUUCCUUAAGCAGUUGAAGCAAAGUCUAUAACGUGUUGUGUUUUUAUUAACAUCUGUGGGAUUCUAAGUUUUAAAAAAUGCUGUUCGUAAUGGUCCGUAAAGCAAGCAUCCACAUGUUAUGUGAAAUAGCUUAUUCAGGGCAAUACUAAAUAAAAACUAAAUGCAAUUUUUAUGAGCCCUUAUUAUUAUUAUUAUUAUUAUUAUUAUUAUUAGUAGUAGUAGUAGUAGUAGUAUUAUUAUUACUAUUAUUAUUUUUAUUUAUUAACAUUUAGCAGAUUCUGCAAGGCGUAUGUAAACUUAUGAGCUGUAGGUAAUUUACCGUGUUGAUAUUUCUGUAAAGCUGCUUUGAGACAAUGUCUGUUGUAAAAAGUGCUAUACAAAUAAAA
Messenger RNA from Ictalurus furcatus (blue catfish), 2598 nucleotides. RefSeq names its product delta(4)-desaturase, sphingolipid 2 (gene degs2). Lineage: Eukaryota; Metazoa; Chordata; Actinopteri; Siluriformes; Ictaluridae. Gene Ontology annotation, molecular function: sphingolipid delta-4 desaturase activity. The record is from RefSeq and is a predicted model, not a curated record. Gene Ontology annotation, biological process: ceramide biosynthetic process; sphinganine metabolic process. The transcript is spliced from 7 exons. Gene Ontology annotation, cellular component: membrane. The coding region runs from base 798 to 1766 and encodes 322 amino acids.